Molecule: messenger RNA, 1848 nt
Organism: Xiphias gladius (swordfish)
Lineage: Eukaryota; Metazoa; Chordata; Actinopteri; Istiophoriformes; Xiphiidae
Gene: myca
Product: MYC proto-oncogene, bHLH transcription factor a
Exons: 3
Coding region: 261-1520 (419 amino acids)
Biological process (GO): regulation of transcription by RNA polymerase II; positive regulation of cell population proliferation
Molecular function (GO): RNA polymerase II cis-regulatory region sequence-specific DNA binding; protein dimerization activity; DNA-binding transcription factor activity, RNA polymerase II-specific
Source: RefSeq, a predicted model, not a curated record
CACCUGUUUCGGCCAAUUCAGAGCUGUCGGUGCCUGCAGGCGGAUCGAUGUAAACUGCCGCACCUGUGAGCUUUGCAUUGCGCUACCGUGUCAUUGCUGCACAAAUAGUACAAACCGGCAAUAGGUGGCGGUUUUUUUUUUUCUUCCUCGUUUAUUUAAAAUAGCAUUUCUGCAGACUCGCUUACAAUCGAGGAUUAAAAAAAAAAAAAAAAAGCAAGGUUGUGCAGCUUGACAAUAAGGACAGAAACACCAGACACACCAUGCCGCUGAAUUCGAGUUUAGCGAGUAAAAACUAUGACUACGACUACGACUCCUUACAGCCGUAUUUCUACUUUAACAACGAGGAGGAGGAUUUCUACCCUCAGCAGCCUCAGCCUCCGGCACCGAGCGAAGACAUCUGGAAGAAAUUUGAACUGCUGCCGACUCCUCCCCUCUCCCCUAGCCGCCGGCCGUCCCUGUCAAGCCUCUUCCCCUCCACGGCGGAUCAGCUGGAGAUGGUGACCGAGUUCCUGGGCGACGAUGUGGUCAACCAGAGCAUCAUCUGCGACGCGGACUACUCCCAGACCUUCCUCAAAUCCAUCAUCAUCCAGGACUGCAUGUGGAGCGGCUUCUCCGCCGCGGCCAAGCUGGAGAAGGUGGUCUCCGAGCGGCUCGCCUCCCUGCACGCUGCCAGGAAGGAGUCGGCGGCCGGUGACAGCGCCGAGCCCGCCUGUGCUGCUGCAUGGAGGCUGAACAGCAGCUACCUGCAAGACCUGAACACAUCCGCCUCGGAGUGCAUUGAUCCAUCUGUGGUUUUCCCGUAUCCCAUAGCAGAGACGCCCAAGCUGAGCGCAGGGACGCCGCCUAGUAAGGACUUGGGACUGGACACGCCACCAAACAGCAGCAGCAGCAGCAGCAGCAGUAGCAGCAGUUGUAGUGACUCAGAAGAUGAGGACGGAGAUGAAGAUGAGGAGGAACAGGAGGAAGAGGAGGAGAUCGACGUGGUCACAGUGGAGAAGAGGCAGGCGGUGAAACGGUGUGACCCCAGCCCACUGGAGACCCGGCACCCCAGCCCGCUCGUGCUGAAGCGGUGCCACGUCUCCACCCAUCAGCAUAAUUACGCCGCCCACCCCUCCAUGAGGCACGAGCAACCGGCCGUCAAGAGGCUGAAGCUGGAGAGCAGCAGCGGAGGUGGAGUGAGUGGCCACAGCAGGGUCCUCAAACAGAUCAGCAGCAACCGCAAGUGUAUGAGCCCCCGGACGUCUGACACAGAGGACUAUGACAAGAGAAGGACUCAUAAUGUACUGGAGCGCCAGAGGAGGAACGAGCUCAAGUUGAGCUUCUUUGCCCUGCGGGAUGAGAUCCCCGAAGUGGCCAACAAUGAGAAGGCAGCCAAAGUGGUGAUCCUGAAGAAGGCUACAGAGUGCAUUUAUAGCAUGCAGUCAGACGAACAGAGACUCCUCUCACUCAAAGAGCAGCUGAGGAGGAAAAGUGAACUUUUAAAGCAGAGACUUGCACAGCUGCAGGGCUCUCGUGCUUAAAGUUUGAAUCAGACUUUUUGGCCUUUUGUUUUUUAUGCAAGUUCAAGACUUAGGGUGUACAGUUGUUGUUGUUGUUGUUGCAUGCAAAUGCAAAACAGAUUAAGUUUGGUUGGAAUCUUGUAUGAUUUCAAUGUUAAAACUGCCUCAAUAGAAGUCAUGGGUGGAUUAAAUAUUUAAAAGUUUAUUUUUAUUAAUAAAAUUAAAAAAAAGGGAUAUCCCGUUGGGGGCCCAAACUAAAAUAUACAUUUUUAUGUUUUGUAUAUGAUUAAUAUUUCCUAAGAAAAUGUAUUUUUGGAUCUCAAUUGUCUGGAUGUUCAGACCCAGUGUU